Messenger RNA from Austrofundulus limnaeus, 1935 nucleotides. RefSeq names its product cytokine-inducible SH2-containing protein. Gene Ontology annotation, molecular function: 1-phosphatidylinositol-3-kinase regulator activity. Gene Ontology annotation, cellular component: phosphatidylinositol 3-kinase complex. The record is from RefSeq and is a predicted model, not a curated record. Gene Ontology annotation, biological process: phosphatidylinositol phosphate biosynthetic process; intracellular signal transduction. Bases 395 to 1102 code for a protein of 235 amino acids. NCBI's taxonomy places the organism in Eukaryota, Metazoa, Chordata, Actinopteri, Cyprinodontiformes, Rivulidae. The transcript is spliced from 3 exons.
CUGAGAAUCGACUUCUAGGAAACGGUAAAUUUUAAAAGCCAAGCCUUUAGCCUCCGUCCUUCAUACGUCUGGACCCCACUCUGGCGACAACACACUCCGAAGCGCUGCUGUACAAAACUGAACCUUUUACAUUUUUAGUUUAUUAGUUUUAUGUUUUUAACCAGCUGCGCGGUUUUACACCCAGGACCGAGGCGCUGUUGAUGUCUGUGACAGGAGCAUUUCCUGUCGUCGAACGAGACAUUUGUGUCGCGUUUUCAGUCCACAUUUUCAAACAAGCUCUUUUUAAUAAUAACAAUAUUAUAAAAGCGGCUGUUUUUGAGCUUCUCUUUAUGAUUUGGUUAAUAUCUGAAGAGAUUAUCUAAAAGGACUUUUCCCUUUCGGAGGAUUUAUUAGUAUGAUUCUUUGUGAGCGCRGUCCCAGGACUCUGACCACUGAGGGCCUUCGGGGUAUGAGGGAGGGAACCGUACCCCCGACCUCCUGCCUUCAAAGCACAUCUCACGUCUGGGACCCCAUAAAGGAGCUGACAGCCAUUCGGCUAAACCUGUGCUAUCUUGAAAAUUCAGGAUGGUAYUGGGGAGCUCUAACAGCGGCGCAGGCUCAUGCCGCCCUCCAAGGAGCAUCGGAGGGGACCUUUUUAGUACGGGACAGCAGCCACCCCAUGUACAUGCUGACCCUGACGGUCAGGACUGCACGCGGCCCCACCAGUAUACGGAUCCAGUACAGCGACACCCGCUUCCUGCUGGACGCUAGCUCCCCGGCCCGCUCCAGCCUCUCAUCCUUCCCAGACGUGCCCAGCCUGGUGCAGCACUACAUGGGCGCCGAGAGGAGAGCGGAGGAGCAGAGAGUAAAGAAGGACAAGCAGCAGCAGCAGCAGCAGCAGCAGGAGGAGGAGGAGGACGACACGUGGAAGUCCUCGGAGCACGCAGUCCAGGACAUGCCCGUGGUGCUAAAACUGAAGCGACCUGCGUACAUAUCCUGGAGCCUGCCCUCGUUACAGCACCUCACGCGCCUCGUCAUCAAUCGACACACCGACUGCCCCGACGAGCUGCCGAUCCCACGACCCAUGCAGCGUUUUUUAAAGGAAUAUCCCUUCAAGGUAUGAGAGGAGGAGGAGUGGGGGGUGGAGGAAAGUCGGUCGACUUGACCCCGCUUGGCUGAAUCUCGGCUUAUUUAAGGGAAGAAAAACUCUUGAACAGGUCAUUUGUGCCUGUAGAGGCCAGUCCAGAAAAAAUGUUUCUGACAAAAAAAAAAAAAAGAAAAGAAAGAAAUGUGCAAAUUCAAGUUCAGACUGACGUGUCAAAGACUGGGUGCAAAAACAAAAAGAGCCCAGAAAAAGAAACCCAGUACUGUGACUGUAAUUACUUUAAAGACAGACGUGGAACAUCACAACUUCUGCAUUUUCAUAUUGUUUCUAAGAAAUACACAGAUUUCAUUGAGACAUAUUUUAUGUCAAUUUAUUAUUAUUUUUUUCCCCUCAGAAGAGCAUUUUGUACUUUUUACAUGUGUAAAUAUUUCUAAUAAAAUACACAAUUUGAGAAAAGAAGUGGCCCGUUGUUCAUAUCUUUGCUUCCCUAUUUGUGGGGAAAUAACCGUUGUUAACAAUCACAUGCCGGCUGCUCUUGUGACACUUAUUGCAAAACAUUUUCACCACUAAUCACCUUUGAGACACAAAGACUCGUGGCCUUUGAGCUUUUAGUUUUGAGAGAAAAGCAGAUUGUGUGAGGAAGUGUGUGUGUGUUUUGCUCAACAAUGCAUAUGGACUGCAUCUGAGUCAGCGGGGUGGACAAGCGGAGGGGAGGACCCAUUCAUCAGMGGAUUCACAGAACCACUGAAUGCUUCCUGGGAGGAGUGAGGGUGAUUCUGAGAGGGAGCGUUCUAAGAAAAGCUUUGGUAAUUACCUACAGGUCUGUGUCUGCUUUUGUGCUGUCGUGCACG